AUGGCACCAGCACCAAUUGACGAACGCAUCAAGGAUUUUGCGGAGCCUCGCAAAGACACCCUCGGCCUACCUGAGCCGGCUCUCCUUCGCCUGAAGAAGGCCGGGGUCGACCUCUCUAACGGCUACCCUUACCGACCAUCAAGGCCACUAUACCUAGACGACGUCUACCAAAUCCGAAAUAAAGAGUGGAAACACGAAGAAGCGGGAGCGCGUGCCGAUAAAUCGAAGUCAGCGCUCCUGUCAGCAGCCACCAAAGUGACGGACCUAACCGCACACAUCGGAACCGAGAUCGAGGGCCUGCAGCUCAAGGACCUCACAGACCAGCAGAAAGACGAGCUAGCGCUUCUCAUCGCAGAGCGGAGCGUCGUCUUCUUCAGGGACCAGGAUCUCUCGCCCCAGCAGCAGCUAGCGCUUGGCAAGUACUACGGCGAGGUAGAGGUGCACCCGCAAGUCGCCCAAGUCCCCGGAAACCCCGGCGUGACCGUAAUCUGGCCAGACCUACAAGCGACCGAGCGAGCCGCCAACUUCCGGAACCCGGGCGGGGCAUCGCGAUGGCACACGGACCUAGUGCACGAGCUACAGCCGGCGGGGAUCACGCACCUGCACAACGACACGAUCCCGCCUAUAGGCGGGGACACGUUAUGGGCGAGCGGGUACUCCGCGUACGAGAAGCUGUCGCCCGACUUCCGGAAGAUAAUCGACGGGAAGCUCGGGGUCUACCGAUCCGCACACCCGUAUUUAGACCGAUCGAACCCGGAAGCCGGGCCGAAGCACGUGGAGCGGGUCCACCCCAUCGUGCGCGUGCACCCUGCGACGGGAUGGAAGGCGCUGUGGGUGAAUCGGGCGAUGACGGAUCGGAUCGUAGGUUUGGACAAGGCGGAGAGCGAUGUGAUCUUGAACUACUUGUACGACGUAUAUGAGAAGAAUGUCGAUAUCCAAGUGCGGUUCCGGUGGACGCCGAAUACCAGCGCGCUGUGGGAUAACAGAAUUACAAUUCACAACGCGAGCUGGGACUACGGCGGGAAGUACCCCAGACACGGGACGCGUGUGACGACUUUGGGCGAGAAGCCAUACUUCGAUGCUUCGGCUCCGACUAGACGUGAGGCUCUUGGUCUUCUGGACGAGAGUGAGAAGCAGGUAGAUGGGCCUGCCUAAGAACUUGUUAUCUGUGAUCGGAGAUAGUAAAUUAGCCAAACUUUUAAAAUCCGUUCCAUCAAACAGUUAAAGGAUUCGCGUAUCUUCUUGUGUGACAUAUGGGGUAUCACGUGAUUCGG
Molecule: messenger RNA, 1274 nt
Organism: Annulohypoxylon maeteangense
Lineage: Eukaryota; Fungi; Ascomycota; Sordariomycetes; Xylariales; Hypoxylaceae
Product: alpha-ketoglutarate-dependent sulfonate dioxygenase
Exons: 3
Coding region: 1-1155 (384 amino acids)
Cellular component (GO): cytoplasm
Molecular function (GO): 2-oxoglutarate-dependent dioxygenase activity
Source: RefSeq, a predicted model, not a curated record